CAUCAACACUAACAACCAGCAGACAAACAACAAGCCCAUUUUUGUUUCCAGACCUUCAAAUUUAGCUAAAAACAUUUAAAAAGUCAACCCAUAAUUAGCAAAAAAUGGAUCACAACCAAGAAAUUGAUGUUCCACCAUUUUUCUUGUGUCCAAUUUCAUUGCAAAUAAUGAAAGAUCCAGUAACAGUUUCAACAGGAAUUACUUAUGAUCGUGAAAAUAUUGAGAAAUGGGUAUUCACCAACAAUAAUAGUAUUUGUCCAGUUACCAAACAACCCCUUAAUAUUGAUAGUCCUGAUAGUUUUCUGACACCCAACCACACUCUUAGACGCCUUGCUCAGUCUUGGUGUACUCUGAACGCUUCUAACGGCGUUGAACGGUUCCCUACACCAAAGCCACCGGUGACAAAAGCUCAGGUACUUAAGCUUAUUGAUCAAUCCUCUAAUUCAUCAGCUCAUCGACUUGUUAUGAAUCUUGAAAAGAUAAAGUGUAUUGCUUAUGGAAGUAGUGGUAACAAGCGUUGUUUAGAGACCACCCCUGGUGUUGCCGAUUUCUUAACGCGUCUUAUUAUCCUUGGCCAAAACGACGACGUUGAUAAUAAAUGUUCGAGUAGUGUAAGUGAUGAAGCAUUGAGGAUAUUAGCUCAUCUUCAGAUAUCUGAUGAGACAGUUUUAAAGAAGAUGUUGAAUGAGAAUAAUUUGUUAGAUUCAUUGGUGAGAAUAAUGCAGAAGAAUAGCUACGAGUCACGAGCUGAUGCUGUUGGUAUAAUGAAGUUGUUAAUACAAGUAGCUGAACCAACACAAGUAGUUUCUCUAACACGCCAACAUUUUGAAGAAGUAGUACAACUAAUCAAGCUUAAGGAUGAUGUUUCCCCAAAGUCUACCAAGGCCGCGCUUAAAGUGUUGGCUUUGGCAUGUCCAUGGGGUAGGAAUAGGAUUAAGGUUGUUGAAGCUGGUGCAGUACAAGUAAUGGUUGAACUUUUAUUAGAGUCUAAUGACAGGAGAACUAGUGAGAUGGUGUUAGCUGUGUUAGAACAACUAAGUGGUUGUGCUGAAGGUAGGGCUGAACUUCUAAGUCAUGCCGCGGGUUUAGCAGUUGUGUCAAAGAAGAUAUUAAGAGUCUCACACUUUGCAACGGAGAGAGGUGUCAAGAUAUUGUUCGCCAUUGCAAAAUACUCGGGAAGUCCGAGUGUGGUGCAGGAGAUGAUACAGACAGGGGUUGUCACAAAGUUGUGUUUGGUAUUGCAAGUGGAUUGUGAAGCAAAGACAAAAGAGAAAACUAGAGAGAUCUUAAAGAUGCAUGCUAGGGCUUGGAAGAACUCUCCUUGUGCUCCUGCUCAUGUCUUUGGCUCUUUUUGAUUAAAUUCUAGCUAGCUAGUCCAAUUUAGAUUACAGAAUUAAUUGUCUAAAUUAUUUUUUGGAUGUACAUAAUAGGAUAUAUUGUCCUUUGCACAUUAUUAUUAUGUUAACUUAGAUAUAAAUCAAAUUUAAUUGGAGUAACAAUUUUAAGUACUCCAAUUCUUUAUACAUAACAACUUCUUUCCCACCAACAA
This is a messenger RNA of Spinacia oleracea (spinach), 1549 nucleotides long. RefSeq names its product E3 ubiquitin-protein ligase PUB23-like. Lineage: Eukaryota; Viridiplantae; Streptophyta; Magnoliopsida; Caryophyllales; Amaranthaceae. The coding region runs from base 105 to 1355 and encodes 416 amino acids. The transcript has a single exon. The record is from RefSeq and is a predicted model, not a curated record. Gene Ontology annotation, biological process: protein ubiquitination. Gene Ontology annotation, molecular function: ubiquitin protein ligase activity.